Messenger RNA from Durio zibethinus, 1425 nucleotides. RefSeq lists its product as uncharacterized. The record is from RefSeq and is a predicted model, not a curated record. NCBI's taxonomy places the organism in Eukaryota, Viridiplantae, Streptophyta, Magnoliopsida, Malvales, Malvaceae.
CUUUCAUGUUAUUACAUCGAUUAUUCUCCCGGCAAAGCAAAAAAGAAAGAAAAACAAAUCGCCCCUUUCGGUGUUUACUGCGUCUUUUUCUGCAGUCACCUUGUGAAUCAGGGAAAAAGGUUAUGAUAUAUAUGUAAGCUAAAAAUGGGCAUCAAGCUUUUGAAUUUACAUACAAUUCCAUGGUGCUUUCACUUGUUGAGCAACCACAUCUCGUGCUUCCACCUCCAGCCUGAGCCUCCUCUGGGUGACAUCAAGCUCAUCAAAUCUGACGGGCUUGUCAACAUCUAUGGCCGUCCCAUCAAUGUUUCUGAGCUCAUGACAGAGUUCCCUAACCACAUGGUUUGCCGUUCUGAUUCGUUUUACAUAGGCCAGAAGAUCCCAGCUCUCUCCGAGGACGAGCAGCUCCAGCUUGGCCACAAGUACUUUCUACUUCCUAGACAAUUUUUCCAGUCAGUUUUAUCCUUCGUUACCAUUGCCUCCUUUGCCAACGCUUCAUCUCUGCAAUCUUCUCGGGAAUCAAAAAAUGCGCUUUUAAAGAAAGCCGCCGCUUGCGAACCUUUCCAUAUUGACAAGAGUUCAUCCGGGUGUUUAAGAAUACGCGUGUCUGAUGAAUUUAUAUGGCAAUUGAUGGAAGAAGGAAGAAUGAAAGAUCAUACUGAAGAGAGUUGGAGUAGGGUAUGCACCACCCUUGCAUUGCAGAAGCAGUAUGCGCAGCUUGUGGGUUCAUACCAUUGGAAACCCAAGCUGGAGACCAUUAAGGAGAUGGAGAAGAGAAGGAAGAAAUCACAUUCACAAUUGAACAAAUCACAUCAACACAACGUUGAUGUAAUUACUUGUGCUAAACCUUCAAAACCCAAGAUUAGGAUUAAACCAUCAAGAAAAUGAUGAUAACCCUUUUAUUGUUUUAUAAGAUUCCUUUUGCAAAAGAAAUUACAGAGUUUUUAUUUUUCCCUAAUGUCUAAUUAGAAACAGAAAGUAAAAAGGUAAUAAAUCUGAUACAAUCAGAUGUGAUCAAUGACCAUCUUCGAUCUGCCAUCUGAAUUGAUUUUCUUUUUCUUUUAGUUUAUAAUUUUUAAAAACUUUUUUAUGUUGGAAAUAUAAUAAGGUAAAUAACGCAAUGGGAAUGUAUAUGUAAUGAAAUAUUAGUGUUUUGAAUGCUGAUUUCAGAUUCGUAUUUGGGUUGGCAGCGUUGAACUCUUAGCCUGUAGACGAAUAAGAGAAGCUGGCAAGUUUGCCUACUUUGUUUGGCCAAUUAUGCACAUGCCCUGUAAAAUGACAAAUCAGCAGUCAAACCAAGUCAUUUUUUUUCUUUUAUUUUUUUAUUAGUAAUAAAAGAAAAAUCCAAGUCAGCUUUCAAUUUGCUUUUCCUACCAUUGCCAAAUGCCAAUUCUAUUUUCAUAGCUGAUGCUUAACGUGCGCCGUCGC